AUGCUGAGCCUGUUCCUUGUGGGACUGAUAGGGGAAGCAGCAUCAGUUUCUUGUCCACCAUGUACUAGUGGUCUUCAAUGUGAUACCAAUACGGGUAUAUGUCGUCCGUUUCGUCAAGCUUUCUCAAAUCCACCACAAUUGUCUUGCGGUACUUGUUCUCUAGGCACGAUGUGUGACUCGAAUACCGGAAUAUGCCGCGCUUUUCGAUUUCCUGGGAAUUACGAUCAGCCGACCACAUCACUGUGCGUUGGAGUCACCUGUCCAACAGGCUAUAUGUGUGACAACAACACUGGAACGUGCCGGAAAUUUAGGGAUUUGUCGGCCAUUCCGAACGCCCCCAUCUGGCGAAUGUCAAGUGGGAUAUGCCGCUCAUUUCGACCUACACCGAGUGCGAUCGAUCGAUGUCAAGGUGUUCUCUGCCCUCAAGGAACUGAAUGCGAUUUGAAUACAGGCGUGUGCAGACCAUUCAGACAAGCUGAUAAUCUCCCACCUGUCACUUGUCCUGCAAAUUCCUAUUACACUGGAUGCGCUUCGCCUUGUCCUAACACCUGUACUGAGAACAGCUCCCGUUGCAGUUUGCCAUGCAUACCAACUUGUGCGUGCAAUCAAGGCUACGUGCAGGCCAGUGCUACAGACACUAGCUGCAUCUUAUCAACUCAAUGCCAGCAAUAUCGAGUUGACCGAUGCACAAAACUCCAGUGUCCCCCAGAUACGAACUGCCUAGAUGGAUACUGUAAUCCAAAAAUGUGUCCUUCAGUAGUUAAGCCAGCAAUCCGAGCAGGAUGUCGAUAUAUGCUCACCAGAAAUAUUAACGGGUGCCUUGCUAUAGAUCUAAAUUGCUGA
This is a messenger RNA of Cooperia oncophora, 843 nucleotides long. NCBI's taxonomy places the organism in Eukaryota, Metazoa, Nematoda, Chromadorea, Rhabditida, Trichostrongylidae. The record is from the annotation of a GenBank genome assembly.